UAACCGUCCCUGUUGAAAUAAAGACGCUGAACUAUAAAGUCGUCGUCGGAUUCCCUCCGUAGAGACAGAAAGUCAGACAGUCCCCCCCCCCAGCACCGCCACCUCGCGACCACCGCGCGAGAGGGAGCGCGCCGUGCGCGCGGAACGUCUCUUCGACGGUCACGCGUUUCGCCGUAAACACACCGGAUACGGAAACGCUCGGGUUUUGUAUUUGUUGUGAAUGGGAGCAACAUGGGGGGACCCCUGUCCGAUCGCGGUGAACGACUAUGUAAAAAAAGCGUUCGUUUUUAGCCCAAAACCAUCAUCUGGAGACAAAUCCAAAGAUGUUAAAACAACCACUCAUACACACCGGGUGUGUUGAUACACAAACCAACGAAAUCAGACUGAUUUAGCUGUGCUCAUGAUGAACUUUGAAGGUCUUGAUGCGGGGAUGGGGGAAUAUUCGCCUUCCCUUCAUGCGACCCUGGAAACUGGGAUGGAAACCUCCAUAGACCCACGCCUUAAUCCGAAUCUACUACAAGGCGUGGAGCUGGACCCGGAGGGACUUGCUGUGACAGUGCCCGAGUCUGUGCACCUUUUAGAAGGGAUGUUCUCUGAGUUGCACAGCGUAGCUGCAGAAGUUGGUAUCCCAGUUACUGCGAUGCAUUUUGAUCUUCAGGAGGAGAUGCUCUGGAUGGGGAACCAUAGGGGACACGUAACCUCCUUCUUUGGACCUACAAUGGCCCGCCAUUCUUCUUUUCAAGUGCACUCAGCUGAUGACAUCCGCCACAUUCAGAGCUUGGAGACAGGCGUGUUGUUCCUCUCCAAGAAUAACCUCAAAUGUUACACACGCGGGGGCCUCAUCAUGUUUGAUUGCCCGAUGGAGGAAGGAGCUGAUAUGCAUAGCCUCCUUAUGACUGAUAACAACACGUUGCUCAUGGGUGGACUGCAGAACUGUGUGGUUGAAUUUGACUUGAAUACCGUUCAAGAGUCUCAAAAGUUUCAGGUUGAGGUACCAGGAGUGGCAAUCAUACGUCAUACAAAUCGAUUCUUCUUCUGUGGGCACACAUCUGGAAAGGUAACACUCCGUGACUUGCGCACUUUCAAGAUGGAGCAUGAGUUUGAUGCGUUCUCUGGCAGCCUUUCAGACUUUGACGUCCACGGAAACCUGCUCGCCGCAUGUGGGUUCUCCAGUCGUGGACUGAAUGGCUUGGCGUGUGACCGUUUCCUCAUGGUGUAUGACCUCCGCAUGAUGCGGGCUGUAACCCCACUUCAGGUGCAUGUGGAUCCCCUCUUUUUGCGCUUCAUUCCUACCUACACAUCACGGCUGGCAAUCAUCUCACAGACAGGUCAAUGCCAGUUCUGUGAGCCCACCGGGCUUGCCAAUGUUGCAGACAUCUUUCACGUGAACACGGUGGGCCAGCUGCUCAUGAGCUUCGACGUAUCAUCCAGCAAACAGGCCUUGGCCUUUGGGGACUCUGGGGGGUGCGUGCACCUUUGGUCGGACUCCCCAGAGGUGUCGUUCAAUGACUAUUCUCGGGAGACAGAGUUUCCCCUGCCCUGUCUCGUAGACUCACUUCCACAGCUGGACUGGAGCCAUGACCUGCUACCCCUGUCUCUCAUCCCCAUGCCCCUGACCAGCACUGAACCACUGCUGUCAGACUGGCCCGCCUCUCUGGCCACUCCCAGUCCCAGACGAGCGCCACCUGUGGACCCCGAGAUUCUGCGUGCAAUGAAAACCGUUGGGUUCAUUGGUUAUGCUCCCAAUCCUCGCACCCGACCUCGGAAUCAGGUUCCUUACAAGAUCAAAGAGGUGGAGCUCGAUUACGAUAAUUACAAUCAGGUCCCUGAAUCACCAAUUGGUCGCGACGAAGAGGCACACCUCUACAUGGUGGCUAAAAAGUACAGAAAGGUCACAAUUAAAUACUCUAAACUCGGGUUAGAAGACUUUGACUUCAAACAUUACAACAAAACCCUGUUCGCCGGCCUGGAACCUCACAUCCCCAACGCAUACUGCAACUGCAUGAUCCAGGUAUUAUAUUUCUUGGAACCAAUUCGCUGCCUGGUGCAGAAUCACUUGUGCCAGAAGGAGUUCUGCUUGGCCUGUGAGCUCGGCUUCCUCUUCCACAUGUUGGACCUGUCACGAGGAGAUCCAUGUCAGGCCAGUAACUUCCUGCGGGCCUUCCGCACCAUACCCGAGGCCUCGGCACUGGGCCUCAUCCUGGCAGACUCGGACGAGCAGACGGGGAAGGCGCGACUCGGUCGCCUCAUCCAAAGCUGGAACCGCUUCAUCCUCACCCAGCUCCACCAGGAAACACAGGAGCAGGAGGGCCCGCAGGCCUACAGGGGAACCAGCAGCAGUGCCCUGGGCUCGUCUGGAGAGUCGGUGAUCGGGAGGUUGUUCGGAUGUGAGGUGGAGAACAGCAGUUUGUGUCGCUGCGGUAAAGAGACGGUCCGCUCUUCCCUCACCUUGCUCUUCACCAUGCACUAUCCUGAGCAGAGCUCCCAUGACAAGAUGAUAAAGGAGUACGACUUUGCCGAAAUCCUGAAGAAGAGCAUCUGUCUGGAGCAGAGCACUCAGGCGUGGUGUGAAAACUGUGAGAAGUACCAGCCCACGCUGCAGACCCGCAACAUCCGGUGCCUCCCUGACGUGCUGGUCAUCAACUGUGAGGCGAAUAGCACAAAAGAAGCCGAGUUCUGGAGGGUCCAGGCGGAGUACGCCUUUAACAAGGCUAUACAAAAAGAAGCAACGGAACCGCCGAAGCCCAAAGACCCUCCUCCUGUUCCCACCGAGUGGUGCUUGGACGGGGAGGAGUUGUGCGGCGAGGAGGGCUUCACCUUCGACACCAAAGCGGAGGAUCUGCGACACGUCUGGAUCCCCCUCAUACUGAAGAUGUCCCUCAGCAAGAGCCAAGGCCUGGAGGUCAGCGCCUGGCCGGAGACAGAGGAGUUGAGCCCGGCUGAAGAGGCUGAAGGGGCGUCUCUGUACGACCUGGUGGUCACUGUGCCUCACAUACUGGACGCCCGCACGGGGGGCAACUUGGUGGCACACAUCAAAGUGGGCGAGACCUACCACCAAAGGAAAGAGGGGGUCACACAUCAACAGUGGUACCUUUUCAACGAUUUCUUAAUAGAGCCGAUUGAUAAGACUGAAGCAGCGCAAUUCGAUGUGAGCUGGAAAGUUCCAGCCAUUCUGUAUUAUGCCAAGAGGAAUUACCACUCCAAAUACGACCUCCGCAUUAAGAAUCCCAUUGAGGCCAGCGUGCUGCUGACGGAGGCUUCGUUGGCCCGAAAGCAGAGGAAGAGUCAUGCCACCUUCAUCCCCCUCAUGGUCAGCGAGAUGCCACAAGCUGGAGACCUGGUGGGGCUGGAUGCUGAAUUCGUCACACUUAACCAGGAAGAGGCGGAGCUGCGGAGCGAUGGCACAAAGUCCACCAUCAAGCCCAGUCAGAUGUCUGUGGCCCGAAUCACGUGUGUGCGCGGUCAAGGGCCCAAUGAGGGCGUUCCCUUCAUCGACGACUACAUCUCCACUCAGGAGCAGGUGGUGGACUACUUGACACAGUAUUCUGGCAUCAAACCAGGCGACCUGGAUGCUAAAAUUUCCUCCAAACACUUGACCACGCUGAAGUCCACUUACCUGAAGCUACGCUUUCUGAUCGACACCGGGGUGCGCUUUGUGGGCCACGGCCUGCAGAAGGACUUCCGGGUUAUCAAUUUACUGGUUCUAAAAGACCAGGUCAUCGACACUGUGUACCUGUUCCAUAUGCCGCGGAAGAGGAUGAUUUCACUAAGAUUCCUGGCCUGGUACUUCCUAGACCUCAACAUCCAGGGGGAGACGCACGACAGCAUCGAGGACGCACGCACCGCUCUGCAGCUCUACAGGAAGUUUCUGGAGCUGAGUCGAGGAGGAGGAGCGGACGAAAUGAGGAAGGUUCUCAAGGGACUCUACGAAAAAGGGCGCAAGUUGGACUGGAAAGUCCCGGACUCAGACGCAGGAGAUGGUCAAGGUAGCCCAAAAAGCUCAGCUGUAUUUCCCUCUGUGAUGGGGCUGUAAGCAGCUCCCUGACACACUUCCACUAAACGGAUUCAGUUUGGAGCGCCGUCUCAUUCCGGCCAGGGAUUAACUUACAGAUAAUGUCACCUUUUGUAAAAAAAAACAAAAACAAAAAAACAAAACAAGCGAAUUUGACCCCAUCCCCCAUCCCCAUCAUGCGCAUGUCAGCUGAUGUGUACAGUACACAUCAGCUGAAUCGUGCCUGCACAUCGAACGGACUGAAAUGAACUGGACAGUUUUGACCAUCUCAAAAACUAUCGUACCUUUUUUUUUUAAACUUGUGUAUUGAAAGCUAUGUUGCCAAAUUGGCAAAAUAUCCAUUUUUAUUAUUACUGUUUUUAUGGAAACUUUCUUGGGCCAUGUAAAUAAACUUGACUUGA
Messenger RNA from Lampris incognitus (smalleye Pacific opah), 4413 nucleotides. It is a transcript of the gene pan2, whose product is annotated as poly(A) specific ribonuclease subunit PAN2. Lineage: Eukaryota; Metazoa; Chordata; Actinopteri; Lampriformes; Lampridae. Gene Ontology annotation, cellular component: P-body; PAN complex. Gene Ontology annotation, molecular function: protein binding; nucleic acid binding; poly(A)-specific ribonuclease activity. Gene Ontology annotation, biological process: nuclear-transcribed mRNA poly(A) tail shortening; mRNA processing. The coding region runs from base 401 to 4033 and encodes 1210 amino acids. The transcript is spliced from 27 exons. The record is from RefSeq and is a predicted model, not a curated record.